AUGCCCGCUGAACUGCUCCAAGUGUCCCAACCUAUGGAUGUUGGCCGAUAUGGCAGCUUCAAACAACGAUAUGCCUUUGGAACAUCGGCAAACAACACUGCUGGAAAGAGCAUGAGCGAUUACUUUAUGAUGUCGCAAUUCUCAACUACCCCAAGCAUGGCCAUGAAUGUCUCACCCUCUCCUCGCUUCACCGUCCUCGAAGACAAAUUCUGCAAGAAUUUCACGUGUUGUGGCCUGGAAUUGGACGAUCUGCAUAUGCUACUACAACACUUUGAGGAAAUCCACGGUAGAGAAGAUGAAAACAUGUCGGACGAUGAAGAUGCCGGUGACGAUGAUAUGCCAUUCGAGCUGGAAGGAGAUGCAAUGGAUGUAGACAUGCCAACUCGUCCACAGACUAUUACUACUGUUGUAACUUCGCCACAGGAUAAAAGAGCAUCGCCACCGCCGGGAAAUAAUGCUGAAUUCACUACUACUUUAUCAAAUCUCACCGAAGUCAUUCUCAAAGCUCAUAUACAGAAUCAACAGCAACAGGCACAGGACCAACCUGAUCCUGCCACAAUGCAGAUUGUCGCCCCGUCCGAUAUCUACACUCCCGAUACAUCCCGAUCCGCUUCCCCAGCGUCAUCUCGUAGAUCCGACAGUAAUCAACGCAGUAACUCUACUCCUUCUCCUCGAUCAUCCGCUCAACGCAACAAGAACCAUAGUAGUAGCAGCAGUAACGCCAGGCCAGAGAAACGACAUUCUACACCGAGUUAUGAUUACGAUAUGGAUGCCGAAGACCCCGAUUCAGACACUGUCUCCAUCGGCGGUGUAGAAGCAAAUAUUAACUUGCCUGUCAUCAACAUUGUUGAAGCUCCCGUUGAACGAAUAUCAGAGAGACCGUCGAGACGUGUCUCGCCUGUAUUGGAUGAAGACUCGAUGCAAGCAGAUCGACCGUAUAAAUGUAAGAUCUCUGGUUGUACGAAGGCUUAUAAAAAUCCUGGCGGUCUCAAGUACCACAUGCAACAUGGUCACUGUGAAGAUACUGGCGACCCGGAACUCAACAAUGUCAUCCACAAGCCUUAUCAAUGCACGGUUCCUGAAUGUGGCAAGAGAUACAAGAAUCUGAAUGGACUCAAGUAUCAUAUCGAACAUGCACAUGUUGAGCUGUUGGGUUGA
This is a messenger RNA of Synchytrium microbalum, 1158 nucleotides long. RefSeq lists its product as uncharacterized. The record is from RefSeq and is a predicted model, not a curated record. Gene Ontology annotation, cellular component: nucleus. Lineage: Eukaryota; Fungi; Chytridiomycota; Chytridiomycetes; Synchytriales; Synchytriaceae. The transcript has 5 exons. The coding region runs from base 1 to 1158 and encodes 385 amino acids.